Molecule: messenger RNA, 921 nt
Organism: Boeremia exigua
Lineage: Eukaryota; Fungi; Ascomycota; Dothideomycetes; Pleosporales; Didymellaceae
Product: formyl transferase
Exons: 2
Coding region: 94-756 (220 amino acids)
Biological process (GO): 'de novo' IMP biosynthetic process
Cellular component (GO): cytoplasm
Molecular function (GO): phosphoribosylglycinamide formyltransferase activity
Source: RefSeq, a predicted model, not a curated record
CCUCCAAAAUAAUUUCCGCCGCAGAGCCUCACCCACCGCCUCGCACAACGCGCCUCACACUCCUCGCCCUCCCAACAGGCUCCAAUCCCCACAAUGGCGCAACGAAACCUCACAGUCCUCAUCUCCGGCAACGGCUCGAACCUCCAGGCCCUCAUCGACGCCUGCAACACCCCCGCGCUGCCCAACACGCGCAUAGUUCACGUCAUCUCCAACCGCAAAGCAGCAUUCGGCCUGCAGCGCGCCGCCACCGCGCAAAUCCCCACCUCAUACCACAACCUCGUCCCCUACAAGAAAGCGCACCCGGACGACCUCGCCGCCGCCCGCGCCGCCUACGACGCCGACCUGGCGUCGCUGAUCCUCUCGCACGCGUCGAAAACCCAUCUCGUCGUGUGCGCCGGCUGGAUGCACAUCGUGACGCCCUCGUUCCUGGGCCCAAUGGCCGACGCGAGCGUGCCGAUUAUCAACCUGCACCCCGCGCUGCCGGGCGAGUUUGCGGGCGCGGGCGCGAUCGAGCGCGCGUGGGCGGCGGGGCGGGACGAGGGGCUGCGGCGCACGGGGGUCAUGGUGCAUGAGGUGAUUGCGGAGGUGGAUGCGGGGAAGGCGAUUGUGGUGAAGGAGGUGGAGAUCAGGGAGGGCGAGGGGGUGGAGGGGCUGGAGGAGCGGAUUCAUGCGGUGGAGCAUGGGGUUAUUGUUGAGGGGACGCGGAUUGCACUGGAUAGACUGAGUGAGGGUGGGGAGACGGAGGUGAAGGCUUAAGUGAUACCAUUUCUGAACAUUAGAGUCACAGAAAAAAGGACGUUGGAUGACGUGAAUCACACUGGGUAGAUCGCAUACGCUUUGCCGUAUGAUCAAACGGAAGCCAUGCCGACUCAGAGACGAAUACAAACACAUCAAAGGCUAGGAUCGCGGUUGAAGAAUGAA